AUGGCCGCAAGCGCCGUAAGCGACAAUGCUUACAUCCCUAAUGACGAAAUUAUUUCCCAUGCUCGCAAUGAACCUAUAUUGUUCAAACGACUGGAGCUACCCGAAGCUCGCAUCGUACAUGGCAACAUAUUUCCUAUCGCCUACGAGCUUGUGAAGCACACAGGUGCCACACCCACCCUUGAAGAAUCGUCUGAGGCUAUCCGAGAUUUAUCUACGCGUGGUGUGAUCACCGAUUUACUGAACAAACAUGGUGCACUGCUUCUGCGGGGUCCACGCGACCCAACUGCUCACGCCUUUUCUCAGCUCAUUCACAGUGCAGAGGAAAACCGUGGAAACGCCCCAUAUGACCAACUCGGGCUCGCAGGCAGUCGUGUAGUGCAUGGCAAGGAGGUAUUCAGCGCGUCCGAAGCACCACAGGAUCUCUGGAUCUACCAACAUAAUGAAUACUCUCGAUACACAAAAUUCCCAUCCAACAUCCAUUUCUUCUGUCAAGUGGCCGCUGAGGAAGGCGGAGAGAGUCCCCUUGCUCAUAGCACUGAGCUUUUUGAUCGGGUUUUUGCCGAGAUGCCCGAGUUCGUUGAGGAAGUCAACGAGAAGGGCUUGAUAUCGCCGGACAUUUAUCGCCCGCCUGGGAACGAGGGAAAGAAUUUCUCCUUCACCUGGGCUGGGCCUUUGGCAUUUGGACGCCAUAUUGAGCCCCAGGACGAUAUGGAAACUAUGAAGUCGAAGGCGGAAAAGGAGAUCGUUCGUCUAACACCGCAUUAUUGGUGGCGAGAUGGCGACCAGCUUGAGGUUCAUCAAUUUGUACCCGCUGUCCGUCGUCAUCCGAUAACGGGACUACCAGUCUGGUUCAACAGCUUGGCCGGUCGCUAUGGUACAGCGCUUGAUCGCGGCGCGACUGAUCCACCUUAUAUCGGAGAUGAUGGAAUGGCAUUCCCGCCGGCCAUGUAUGGAGACAAAACCCCAAUCCCCAAGAAGUAUUUGCACCGGAUAUGGGAGCUUAGCCAGGAGAUUGCAGUUAUGUGUUCUUUGGAGGAGGGUGAUUUGGUUCUUGUAGAUAACUAUCAAGUCUCCCAUGGCCGUGCACCUUGGGUUAAGGGCGAUCGGAAAGUACUAGUUAGCAUGUGGGAUACCACGCACCCCAAGCAAAGGAUCCACAAUUUCUGA
Molecule: messenger RNA, 1167 nt
Organism: Penicillium arizonense
Lineage: Eukaryota; Fungi; Ascomycota; Eurotiomycetes; Eurotiales; Aspergillaceae
Exons: 1
Coding region: 1-1167 (388 amino acids)
Molecular function (GO): oxidoreductase activity
Source: RefSeq, a predicted model, not a curated record